This is a messenger RNA of Zingiber officinale, 1703 nucleotides long. Its product is annotated as kinetochore protein NUF2 homolog. The transcript has 11 exons. Gene Ontology annotation, cellular component: Ndc80 complex; kinetochore. Bases 67 to 1455 code for a protein of 462 amino acids. Gene Ontology annotation, molecular function: protein-containing complex binding. The record is from RefSeq and is a predicted model, not a curated record. Gene Ontology annotation, biological process: kinetochore organization; mitotic spindle organization; attachment of mitotic spindle microtubules to kinetochore. Lineage: Eukaryota; Viridiplantae; Streptophyta; Magnoliopsida; Zingiberales; Zingiberaceae.
CGAUUCGCCUCAUCUUAAUCUGACGAUGCCUGCCAUUGCGCGGGAAAGAGUGAAAAGUAGAGCAGGAUGUCGACCUUCUCCUUCCCCGAACGGCCGGUGUCGGAGAUCAUCAAUUGGCUCGCGGAAACCGGCAUCGCCUCCCUGAAGCCGGAGGAUCUCGCCAAACCCUCCGCCGACCUCGUCACCGCAAUCUACUCCAACUUCCUUUCAUUCGUUGAUCCCCUCAACGAAGAUUCCAACAGCCAGAUCGCUUUUGACGCUUUGCAGUUUCUGGAGAAUCCCGACCAUCAUGUCGAUGCGAUACGGAUCCAUAAUCUGUACCGUCAAAUCAAGAAGAUGCUCUCUUCUAUCCGAUUCGAAAGCUUUAAUCUCAGAGAUCUUAUCAAGCCCGAACCCAAGCGCACCAUGCAAAUCCUCAGCACUAUUGUCAAUUUCAUAUUAUACAGGGAGGAAAAGCUGCGUAUGCUGCAGCCUAUAGUGGAUCAGUUCCCCGCUUAUGAAGAAAGAAGGGCUGAACUUGAUGCAAAGAUAGACGAACUGAAUCAGUUGAUUUUGGACCAUGAGGUCAGACGUCAGACGGAGGAAUCAGCUGUUCAACAGUUGAAUGCUGAGGUCAAGGAGCUCCGUCAGACAAUUCAAAAUUAUAACAAACAGCAAGUGUCACUGAAGAUAAUGGCAAAAUCAAUAAAAGAGAAAACAGAUGCCAUUAAUGAGAAGAUUUCUAAAGCUGAUUUUGAAUUAGUGAAGAAUGCCCAAGAAAAUUCCAAGCUGUCAUCUAAGCUAGUCCAGUCUCCUGAUAAGCUACGGAGAGCUCUAGAGGAGAAAAAGUCAUAUCUAGCUGAUUUGAAGAACUCUCAAAGAUUAGCAAAUCAAAGUGUUCACGAGAAAACCUUGACUAUGGAGGUGUACUCGAAGGCCUAUGAAAAAUUGGCUAAGCACCUAUCCCGUAUGCAAGCUUUACAAGAACAAGUCAAUUCAACCAAAACUUUGGAGAAGCAAGUUAAGGCAUUGAAAGCUAAACGAAGUGAUGAUGAGGCUUCUAUUAUGGCGCUUGAUGCAAAAAUAGUUGAGAAACAAUGCAAACUCAAGGAAUCUGAGGAGCUGAUCAAGGUUUCAGAAAAAGAAAGGGACGACAGAUGUGCAGAGGAAACUCAGAGGUUGAAUCAAGUGAGGGCAGAGAUAGAAUGGAAGCUGCAGUGUCUGGAGCCCAGAGAAAAAAAAGUGGAAGCUAUGGUUUCAGAGGCUGCUACACUUCGCUCGGAAGCUGAACAAGUUAGACAAACCGGAAAGGCAGAACAACAAGAAAUUUUUUCCAAGUUUGAAGAGAUCAUACAAGAGUUUAAAAACUACUUGAACGUGAUGGACCCGAUGGUAGAAAGGCUCAAGGUCGUAAUGCAGAAGGAAUCUUCAGGGAGUACAAACACUGAAUCCACACAGAAGAAGCCUUCUUGCUAAACCAGCCUGAUUUCGAUAAGCGCUUCUAAUUCCACUGUCAGUCUUUAUACCUUCAGAUGCUGAAGAAACUCUUGUAAUCUACUGCUGACUGUCAUUUUCUCACGGACUGCGUUUAAUUAGGCAUCUAGGACAUCCAACGAGCUUACCGUGUAUAAAACUUGUGAAUCAACUAGAGUCCACCCAUAUGACGCUUGUCUUUUUGACAUCUUUUUGUGUUUUAAUGUUUAGUUUAUUUCCUGAAACUUAAA